AAGAACUGUUAUCCUAAUAUCAUAUUGCGUCUUUUGUUACAAAUGUGCCGUUACGUAUUUUAUUUCCGGGUUCGUUAAUUUCUGCAAUUUUGGUACGGGGUUUCCGCAACUUUCUGUGCUAUUCAGUAUAUAGUUAUUUCUAUUUCAACAAAAAAAUACCGUAUGUGAAACAAACGAAGACACCGCGUUUAAAACACCGACGUUACUAUACUAUACCAGUCUAUUUUGUAAUAUAUUAAUGUAAUGGCGAGCGGAUUGCGGAUUUCGCUAAAAAUGUGACAACAGAGCAGAGGCGCUCUUUUGGAAGAAAAAAAAAACAGCAAAGUGCACGUUCCUGUAAAAUGAAUCGGAUUCUGAAUUAACAGGAUUCGUCGGUUAACAGCGCGAGCUUUAAGACUAACAAAAAGCUCGAGCUUAAAAUGAAGCCGUCACUCGUGAGCUCGCCGGUCCGACAGCUUGGCAGCACGUGAGGCGCCGCGAUGCUGUCAGCUAGCUGGAGGCCAGCGCCGGGUGCCUGUUUGUCCGGCUCCUCCUUCCCUGUCAUCCACGCCAAAGGCUGGUGCGCACAGCGGUCGGCAAACAUGGCCGCUUCUGUCUCACCACUAUGCUCCUCCUUCAAGCUAUCAAGCGGCGUUCUCCAGCCUAGCUGUCAUGCCAAAUUUAGGAUUUUCAGGAAGUCCAGUGGGCUGCAGAGAUGCUUCCAUCAAUCGGCGUUCAGCCAUACUGCUAUGGUGAUCUCAGGAAAAGAGCUGGCAAGGCAGAUUCACAAGGAAGUCCAGUGUGAAAUGGAAGAGUGGGUUUCCCUUGGCAAUAAGCGGCCUCAUCUCAGCGUCAUUGUGGUGGGGGAUGACCCAGCCAGUCACACCUAUGUCAGGAACAAGACAAGAGCUGCAGCAGCACUCGGGAUCUCCAGUGAGACUUUGUUGAGGCCCAGUUCUGUGUCACAAGAGGAGCUUCUGGAAAUGAUUUAUAGACUGAACAGAGACUGGAGGGUCAGUGGCCUGCUGGUUCAGCUUCCUCUUCCUGGUAACUACUUGGCUGGGACUUUGACGGUCUCAGUCCUUCUGCUGCCCUCUUCGUCCCGCACAGAGCACAUAAAUGAGCGAGCAGUCUGUAACGCCAUCGCCCCAGAGAAGGACGUGGACGGCUUCCACAUCGUCAACAUCGGAAAGCUCUGCCUUGACCAGAAGUCGAUGGUGCCAGCCACGCCUGCAGCAGUGUGGGAGAUCAUCAAGAGGACGGAGAUUCAGACCAUUGGGAGGAAUGUGGUGGUGGCUGGCCGGUCCAAGAAUGUGGGGAUGCCCAUCGCUAUGCUUCUGCAUACGGACGGACGACACGAGCGUCCCGGAGGUGAUGCCACUGUCACCAUCGCUCACAGGUGCACCCCCAGGGAGAAGCUGAAAGAGCUCACCCGGCUCGCAGACAUCGUAAUUGCUGCUGCAGGAAUUCCUCGUCUGAUAACAGCUGAUAUGGUGAAGGAAGGUGCCGCGGUGAUCGAUGUUGGUGUAAAUCGCAUCCAGGAUUCGGAAACUGGAAAAAUCAGGCUGGUUGGGGAUGUCGACUUUGAAGAGGUGAAGAAGAGAGCAGGGUUUAUCACACCAGUGCCUGGAGGGGUUGGCCCUAUCACCGUGGCAAUGUUAAUGAAGAACACGGUCACUGCAGCAAGAAACACAAUCACAGACUGACGCACAGGCUGACCCGAGGCCUACUUAACCACAGCGCAUGUGUGACUGGAGGCCGCGUGCAAUGACAGUGAUUUGUUUCAUUAAGUACUGUUACCACAGGCUUUGUAUUUUAAAUGAGGAGGGUGCCCACAGUAACUACAAAGUGCUUACAAUCUGAGAUGAUUCCUGUGUGUGAAUACUGACUUUCUGGAGCACAAAAUAUUAUUUAUUCAGCACUGUGCAAAAAUCUUAGUCAGUCAAACAAAAUAUUUAAAGCAGUUUAUUUUGGCAGUAUAUAUAUAUAUAUA
Molecule: messenger RNA, 1972 nt
Organism: Brienomyrus brachyistius
Lineage: Eukaryota; Metazoa; Chordata; Actinopteri; Osteoglossiformes; Mormyridae
Product: bifunctional methylenetetrahydrofolate dehydrogenase/cyclohydrolase 2, mitochondrial-like
Exons: 8
Coding region: 480-1685 (401 amino acids)
Biological process (GO): tetrahydrofolate interconversion
Cellular component (GO): mitochondrion
Molecular function (GO): methylenetetrahydrofolate dehydrogenase (NAD+) activity; methenyltetrahydrofolate cyclohydrolase activity; methylenetetrahydrofolate dehydrogenase (NADP+) activity
Source: RefSeq, a predicted model, not a curated record